AUGUCGAUAACUGCUUAUGACAACGCUACAUAUUUAUUUCCGGAAACUGGAAAUUCCACCAGAUUUUUGCUUUUUGGAAUUUUCCAAACGGCACAACAAAUCGCGUUCUACAGUGUCCGUGUAGAAUUCUACAUUGCUUUUUUCGGAAUUCUUCUCACCACUUUCCACAUAAUCAUUCUCUCCAGAAAGUCAAUGAUGACGUCAUCCGUCAUUUCUAUAAUGAUUGGAAUUGCAAUUUUUGAUAUGACUUCUAUGAUAAUUACAAUUGGAACCAACCAUAUGCUCUAUAAUACUGAGGGCUCAGAAUGCACACCUCCAGCAACUCUAUUCUCUUUCCACGUCUUCUGGUUCUUCAUUUCCGUCCGAGACCUUGUUCGAAGAUCUGCCACGUGGCUGGGUGUUUUAAUGGCAUUUAUCCGAUAUGCAGACCUGAAAUAUGCCCUGAAUGCGGCUUUCCAAAAAUUGACAAAGCCGAUUCUCGGGGUUCAUGCUAUUGUGAUAAGUGUAAUUCCGAGUUUUCUAUUAUCGAUUUUCUAUUGGAUGCGUUAUGAAUUUGUGAAUUCGGAGACAGACAUCUGGAGGCCUUUGGAAGAAUACAAGAACUACGCUCUAGAGAUUUCCCGUCCAAUUGUCAAUCAAAGAGCUUCUCGAUUUUUUACAGAUAAUCAUGGAAUCGUUGGAAAAGUUUAUAUGCUUCUAAACGGCACAGUUUCCAAAAUUUUGCCUUGUAUCUUGUUGCCAAUUUUAACAAUAUUAUUGGCAAUUGAACUACAGAAGGCGAAAAAUGUGAGAAAGAAUUUGGGAGGAUCUGAAAGGGAGAAGAGUACUGAGCGGACUACUGUACUUGUGAUUUUUAUGGCACUAUCAUUUUUUAUUGCUGAAAUUCCGAUUGGAACAGCACUCGCUUUACAAGUGGCUUAUACGGAUAUUGGAUUUUUAUUCCUAGCCACAUUUGUCAACCAUCUGUGCAAUGCUCUUUUCACUAUAAAUUCUAUUACCCAUUGUCUGAUUUUCUUCGUAAUGUCAUCCCAAUAUCGAACAACUGUCAGUACGUACACAGGAUUUUCAAAACUUGAAAUUAAAAGUCUUUUUCUUUAUAUGGUGACCCAGGCAGGGCGAGAUGGUGACCCAGUGGUAAACUUGCAAUCUUCUGUUAUUUAUUAUUUCUAUGCUAUUAUAACUCCUUGUAAAAAUAAAUUGCUGCACUACAUUGGAGUAUUUAUCUUCCUAACGGAAAAGUUGGUUAAGGAAACCAAUCGGAUCAAAUCGUUGGACGACGACUGGGCAGUCUUGGCUCAAAAGGACAACACAGAGUUGAAAACGAAGAAAGACUACUGUGAGAAGUACGGAGACUUCAAUAACGUCCGGGAGCAAGGUUUGCAACUCUUGGAACUAUUGCACAAACUGUAUGAUGCAACAAGAAAACGGAUUUCGGAACUGGACCCGAAACAGCUCGACGACGUCGAAGCAUGGGAUGAAAUCGUUUCAUCAUUGACCAAAGAUUCAAAGGAACCAACAACUACUCGUAUAGCCUCUAUCACCGCCACCAUCCAACCUGACAAUUCUAAUCCUGUACCAGCUACUAUUCCAACAUCAACCAUUCAUCCUCCCCAUACUACUCAUUCGUCUUCUCCCCCUAUUCCCAAUAUUCAUUCGUCUUCCCUCACUAUUCCUACUGCUCAUAUCUAUUCUCAAGAACAAUUCAUGCCGACCAUGUCAUUGCUAUCAACUCGAAUUGCUCUACCAACCAUGCAACUUCCUACCUUCCAUGGAGACAUCACCGCAUUCUCAGAGUUCACUGAGACUUUUGACUCGAUCAUGGAUUACAUGCAAGUUGAUUCUUUAUCAAGAUUCUAUUAUUUGAAAUCCUCACUGAAAGGAGAAGCUCUUGACCUCAUCAAAGGACUUCCAACCAUUCAUCAGAACUACGAAAUUGCUCGCCAACUUUUUUCCACUUCCUACGGUGGAACUCUUCGUCUCAAGCACACUCUGCUUCAACAAUUGAGAGAACUACCUGCCAUCCAUCAUUCAAAGUUGCCCAAAGACCUCCAUCAGUUAUGUAUCAAUGCGACAAAAGCUUUCCAACAACUCGUUUCUUUGGAAUGCCAGAUGGACAACAUGAUGACAGCCGCCAUCAUCGAGAGCAAACUGCCCAAAAGGAUCAUCGCCAAGCUGUAUGCCAACGGAACAGAAACUCCAUUCUGCGCCAGCGAACUGAUCAAUCGUCUCCACAACAUUUCGAAGACCGAAAACUUGGUUGAUGACAUUUAUGGAAUCAAUCACAAAGAGGAGCGUCAUUUGACCACCAUGUCUGCAGUCUCCAAGCAUAAGUCAUCCAACCAUCAACACCAACAAGAAGUCCGACUCAGUGGAAAAGCGACCAAGCCGUGCCCUUUCUGUGCGUCACCCAGGAUGAUGCAUCGUUCUGAAGACUGCCGUCAGUACAAAAGCAGAAAAGAAAGAAAAGAAAUCUUCCGGAGGAGAUGGUCCAAAGAGUACCCACAAAUUCUUCAAGAAAGGAAGGAAUUUCUGCAUCGACAGAAACACACCUCGCCGAAGAAACCAGAAGUGGGAGACGUCGUGCUCAUCGAGAAAAAGGACGUUCACAAGAACAAGUGGACAAUGGCCAAGAUUCUGGAAACGAAGCCUCGUUCAGCCAUCAUUCUGAAUGGAGAAACAAAGAGGAAAGGAGAGUACCCGUUCAACAAGUUGUUCCCCAUCGAAACCGAGAUUUUUGAGCCAAUUGUGAAGAAGGAAGAGCCACUCCAAGUAUCCAGUGAACUGACAACCGAACUCCAAAAAGAAGAAAAGGAAAAAAUGAAUAUCAACAGCGACUCAGCGCCCAAGCAAAGAAGAAGGUCACCCAGACUCAUGUCAUUCUCUCUACUACUCGCCAUGGCGUUACUGCUGCCAACCGUUUCUUCUCUGGACUGCUAUGCUUUGACACCGAACAAUCAAGAUUCUUAUCUGACGGAAAUCGUGACCACCUUCAACAAAGUCGUUCCUGCAAUGGCCAUGAUGAUUCAAGUCUCCAUCGUCAUCUAG
This is a messenger RNA of Caenorhabditis briggsae, 3045 nucleotides long. NCBI's taxonomy places the organism in Eukaryota, Metazoa, Nematoda, Chromadorea, Rhabditida, Rhabditidae. The transcript has 7 exons. The record is from RefSeq and is a predicted model, not a curated record. Gene Ontology annotation, molecular function: G protein-coupled peptide receptor activity. Bases 1 to 3045 code for a protein of 1014 amino acids. Gene Ontology annotation, cellular component: membrane.